This is a messenger RNA of Acomys russatus (golden spiny mouse), 482 nucleotides long. RefSeq names its product acyl-coenzyme A synthetase ACSM2, mitochondrial-like. The record is from RefSeq and is a predicted model, not a curated record. Gene Ontology annotation, biological process: fatty acid biosynthetic process; acyl-CoA metabolic process. Gene Ontology annotation, molecular function: fatty acid ligase activity; fatty-acyl-CoA synthase activity. The transcript is spliced from 4 exons. NCBI's taxonomy places the organism in Eukaryota, Metazoa, Chordata, Mammalia, Rodentia, Muridae. The annotation marks the transcript as partial. Gene Ontology annotation, cellular component: mitochondrial matrix.
ACAGGAGACUUAACUUUGUUUCUGUGCUCACUAGGACAAUCCCAAGAAGACACAGGCCAAUAUUAGAGGAGACUUUUGGCUUCUGGGAGACCGGGGGAUCAAGGAUCCAGAAGGGUAUUUCCACUUCAUGGGACGGACAGAUGACAUCAUUAAUUCCAAUGGGUACCGAAUUGGACCAUCAGAGGUGGAAAAUGCAUUGAUGGAGCACCCUGCUGUGGUUGAAACAGCUGUGAUCAGCAGCCCAGACCAUAACCGAGGAGAGGUGGUGAAGGCAUUUGUGGUCCUAGCUCCUGAGUUCCUGUCUCAUGACCGAGAUCAGCUCACCAAGUUGCUUCAGCAGCAUGUGAAUUCAGUAACAGCACCCUACAUGUACUCCAGGAAGGUGGAGUUUGUUUCAGACCUGCCCAAGACCAUCACAGGAAAAAUUGAGCGAGCAAAGCUUCGAUCCAAGGAUGGAAAACAUCAGGACAAGCCCAGGCCCA